Messenger RNA from Pollicipes pollicipes, 840 nucleotides. Its product is annotated as leucine-rich repeat-containing protein 51-like. The transcript is spliced from 2 exons. The record is from RefSeq and is a predicted model, not a curated record. Bases 180 to 794 code for a protein of 204 amino acids. NCBI's taxonomy places the organism in Eukaryota, Metazoa, Arthropoda, Thecostraca, Pollicipedomorpha, Pollicipedidae. Gene Ontology annotation, molecular function: protein binding.
CUUCAACGUCGCGUUCUUUGCCGCGAAGAAACGACCGAUUUUGCAAAGAAACGAUUCGUGGCAGCGUGCUGUGCAGUGGUGCUCGCGCUGCUUGCUUUCGCGGGAGCGGGGACGUGAGUGAUAACAGUUUGUGUGGAUCUGGCAAGCGUGAAGCUGUUCCCAACACUGAGGCCACCCCCAUGACCGACGCUAGGCUAUGGCUGGAGAACCGGCGCAUGUCGGUGAACCCGUUCGAGUGGCUCGAGCCAGUGGACUACUCGUUUCUUAGACUGGCAGCGUUUAAUGAGGUGGAGGGCGAGGACCCGCGCACCGACAGUCACUGCCCGCGCGUCGACCCCGAGUCUAAGCGGUUCAUCGCCAGCACGGUGCGAUUCAACAACAACCACAUCACGGAGCUGCCGAGCCUGUCGGCCACGCUCGACUCCCUGCUCUUCGACCGCGGCAUGCUCACCUGGCUCGAUCUCUCCUUCAACGCCAUCGCGGCCAUCGACGCCAACCUGACGUGCCUGACCAGCCUGCGCGUGCUCUACUUUCACGCCAACCAGCUGGCCAGCUUGCAGGAGGUGGCCAAGCUGACGAUGCUGCCGUACCUGCGAGCGCUGACGCUGCACGGCAACCCGCUGGAGGAGGGCACGCCGCGCUACCGGACGCGCGUGCUGCUACUGCUGCCUGGGCUUCGCUCGCUCGACUUCAGCGCCGUCACGCGCCGGGACCGCGCAAUCGCCCAGUUUAACAUGCUGCCCAAGCCGCGGCCGCGCAGAAUUAAGGACGACGACGAUGACGCGGCCGUCUGAUGCGCUCCGUCCCAGGCUCACGGAAAUUUCGUCUGCGCGUAGGACU